GGGUCCACAAGCUCAGGGCGCGCUAGUGUGUAAUUGGGGGAACGCCGCGUCGCCAAUUAAGGACACGCGCAACCAUCCCGUCCCGUCCAACGUCCAAUUGACAACGAGACACCAUCUUCUGCCUUUUCUUGAAUCAUCACUUCGAAUCGACCACCAACUACUUUCCCUUCCUUAGUCGAGCAGUUACUAGCUUCACAAUGGCGCCUGCGAAAUCAUCUACCGGCGGCAAGGACGUGUACUCGGUCAUCCUGCCUACCUUUAACGAGCGCCAGAACUUGCCCAUCAUCACCUGGCUCCUGAACCGCACAUUUACCGAACAGAACCUCGACUGGGAACUUGUCAUUGUGGACGACGGCUCCCCAGACGGAACCCAAGAGGUCGCCGCCCAGCUCAUCAAGGCCUACUCCCCUCACAUCCAGCUUCGCCCUCGCACCGGCAAGCUCGGCCUCGGCACCGCCUACGUCCAUGGCCUCAAGUACGCCAAGGGCAACUACAUCGUCAUCAUGGACGCCGACUUUAGCCACCACCCCAAGUUCAUUCCCCAGAUGAUUGAGAAGAUGAAGCAGGGCGAUUACGACAUCGUGACGGGCACCCGCUAUGCCGGUGACGGCGGUGUGUACGGCUGGGACUUGAAGAGAAAGCUGACGAGCAAGGGCGCCAACAUCUUUGCGGAUACCGUUCUUCGGCCUGGAGUGAGCGACUUGACGGGCAGCUUCAGGCUGUACAAGCGGGCCGUGCUGGAGAAGCUGUUUGAGAGCACGGAUGCGAGAGGGUUCACGAUGCAGAUGGCGCUUGCUGUGACGGCCAAGGCGAAGGGGUAUUCUAUCGGAGAGGUCCCGAUUUCUUUUGUGGACAGAGUGUACGGUGACAGCAAGCUGGGCGGCGAGGAGAUUGUGGAGUAUGCCAAGGGGGUGUUGCAGCUUUGGUGGUCUAUCUAAGGGGCUUGAGGGAGGGAAGAAGCUGGAACUCGUGGAAGGGAUGAGGUUUGGGAUAUUAAUUCUAAUGCUGAUAUUUACACUGUUUGAAAAGCGAAAAUGAAAUGGCAG
Molecule: messenger RNA, 1046 nt
Organism: Podospora pseudocomata
Lineage: Eukaryota; Fungi; Ascomycota; Sordariomycetes; Sordariales; Podosporaceae
Gene: DPM1
Product: dolichol-P-mannose synthesis
Exons: 2
Coding region: 198-938 (246 amino acids)
Biological process (GO): protein O-linked glycosylation via mannose; dolichol-linked oligosaccharide biosynthetic process; GPI anchor biosynthetic process
Cellular component (GO): endoplasmic reticulum membrane
Molecular function (GO): dolichyl-phosphate beta-D-mannosyltransferase activity
Source: RefSeq, a predicted model, not a curated record